Dunckerocampus dactyliophorus (ringed pipefish) is the source of this 2730-nucleotide messenger RNA. RefSeq names its product zinc finger, FYVE domain containing 21 (gene zfyve21). The coding region runs from base 76 to 939 and encodes 287 amino acids. Gene Ontology annotation, molecular function: metal ion binding. NCBI's taxonomy places the organism in Eukaryota, Metazoa, Chordata, Actinopteri, Syngnathiformes, Syngnathidae. The record is from RefSeq and is a predicted model, not a curated record. The transcript has 8 exons.
AUCUGGCAUGUGGAGGGCGUGUCCAGAACGCCUGGACUGUGAUUGUCAGAGGCGACUACAACGACGAGGGACAAAAUGUCUUCAGUGCCUAAUGGGAAAAAGCUCGUCAGGAGCCCGAGUGGCCUUCGCAUGGUGCCUGAAAACGGCGCCUUCAACAGCCCUUUCUCCUUGAACGAGCCGCAGUGGGUUCCUGAUAAAGACUGUCCCAGAUGUAUGCAGUGUGACACCAAGUUUGACUUUAUUAAAAGAAAGCAUCACUGUCGACGGUGUGGCCGCUGUUUCUGUGACAAGUGCUGCAACAAGAAGAUGGCACUGCCCCGCAUGUGCUUUGUCGAUCCGGUGAGGCAGUGUGCUGACUGCAGCCUGCUUUCACAAAAGGAGAGCGACUUCUACGACAAGCAGCUCAAAGUGCUUCUGACAGGAAGCACCUUUGUCGUCACUCUGGGAACGUCAAACAAGUCUGAAACCAUGACGUGCCGCCUCGCCAACAACCACAGGUACAUGUUCCUGGACGGGGAAAGCCACUUUGAGGUGGAGUUGUCUCGUAUCUCCAGCAUGCAGAUUCUGACAGAUGGAACUAGUCCAGGAGGUGAGAAUCAGUGCGAGAAAAUGACAUUCACACUUACACCAGCCUGCUGGACAGUCAGUGUGCUGACGAAGGAGUGCCGUCGUGGGCCAGCGGUAUGCUCGUCCACUACAAGCCAAUGGGCUGCCAGGAUCUUCAGGAGCUUCACUUGGAGGCGGUGGAUGACAAGAAGGUGGCAGCGCUAUGGCUGGCCGCCAUGCACAAGGCGGCCAAGCUGCUGUAUGAAGCGAGGGUCCAGUGAGACAACGUCCAGUCAGGCAGCGCACACACCAGACCGAGCCAUCUCUGUCCCGCCUCCUUGGCGGUCCUCCAACGUGGUCCACAUCAAUCUGGUCUCUGGUCACACAUGUUGACAGCAGAACCUCUCACAGCCAAAUGUUUUUAAUCUCUGUGGGCACAACCUUUGUACUCUUCCUGUUUACCUGCAUCAUUUUAGGACACUUGAACACAGUCCACCAUGGUGUCUCCUGAUCUUGUAAGAACCUCAGCAGGACAUCUGGUGCUCUUACUUGCUGGUUUACACUAUAACCUUCUCUUUCGUGAAGAAAAAGGCCAGAAAGUAAGCCAAACAAAGCUGGGCUUGUUGACGCAAACUAUUUGGUUGGUGUCAGUCUUCCACAUGGAGCUCAUACCUGUCAACCAUCUUGCUUUUGGCAGUUUCCUUCUUUCCAGACGCUCUCCCGUUUUAACACUUUCACAUAUUUUAACUUUCAUGAAAAAAGAACAAAAUGGCAGUAAAAUUUGCUACAAAAUAGGCAGUCAGGUAUUUAUACCAGCUGCCCAUUCCCGACCAUCUGGCUAGAAAUUUGGAAAGGGGGGGAGGGGCGGGUUUGCUCUUGUGGUUGUGGUGGAAAGACCAGAAUUUCCCUCAUUUUAUUUUACCUAAUUUUCUGAAAAAUGUCCUUUUUCAAAUGCAAACAUUGACAGGAGCUUCCUCAGUUCUUCCUGAGCAGGGGUGUCCAAACCUUUUCCACUGAGGGCCAAAUGGAAGCGUGUGGUGGCCAAAAGUGGUAGAAGACAUGUUAAAAAGUGAAAUUGCAUAAAACAAUCAAUUAGUAUGAUAGCUUCUUGCUCUCAUAGAUCUUGUCCCCCCCCCACCAUGUUUAAUUUCAUUUUCAGAAUAAAUUCAAUAAAAAUAAAUAAAUAAAUAAAUAAAUAAAGGCCCCCAAGCUGCACUUUGGACACCCUUGUUGUAGUUCUACGGUGUUGUACACCUUUUCAUGUACUUUGCUAGUAAAUUACUUGAGUCUGAGGACCUUCUCAGUGGCCUGCUCCAGGUCCAGAUGAAGUGAACCAGUCCAUCUCGGAUCCUUACACUCCAGCAGUGAACGGCAUUGUGGGUAAUGUAGGCUUAUCAGGCGACGCAAGAACACCAUCCAUGCUGUCACGUGGACUUUGGACCUUGGUCUUCAUUCCAGUGAAGACUUGAACGACUCAUGUGGAAGUUUGAUAAAAGCUAUUUUGUUAAAUCCUACUUCGAGUCAAGUGCUUACCUUUAUACAUUUUGACGUUGUCUUCCGAUGUCUUAUAAUAGCCCUAGAUGGACCUAUUUUGGAUAAAAACAACUGCAGUCACAGCAGCACAACAUUGAAGCUUGGAACUGUUCCAAAACUCCCACUUAAUGUGUCUUUGUAACAAUUUGAGACAACAGGAAGGGCACAAACAAAAGUAUCUGUUUUGUAUUUGACAACUUGACAGUUGAUGGAUGGAUACAUAGUUUGUACACCACCAUGUAUUUCUACUUUUAUAUGAGGUGAAUCAUCGAUAAUACAUUCCUGCUAACUGUCUUCUGAGAAGAUGCACACUAUUGACAUUUACUUUACUGAAUGAAGCAUUUUAAAUUGUAAUUAGCACAGAAAAUCAUAGAUGAAGAUGGAGGGCAAAAAGAAACUUGCAUGACAAAAAUCUGAAUGUUAACUUUGACACAACGUGCAGCUGCUACACACUUGGAAAUGUACUUAAACUUUAGCUUCCUUAUCACCAUAAUCAGCAACAGUUUAUUUUUCUAAGCAAAUCACUAAGUUUCUUAACAUCAGUGCAUCAAAGUUGUUCUCUGCUGCUUCAAUAAAACAUUUAAAUGUAAAUGCGGUUAAAAAAUGUCAUAUUGGGUUCAUGUAUGGGCGAUAAAUAAAAACUUGUUUCUA